This is a messenger RNA of Sphaeroforma arctica JP610, 267 nucleotides long. RefSeq lists its product as hypothetical. Bases 1 to 267 code for a protein of 88 amino acids. The record is from RefSeq and is a predicted model, not a curated record. The transcript has a single exon. NCBI's taxonomy places the organism in Eukaryota, Ichthyosporea, Ichthyophonida.
AUGCCUAUGGACGCGGCAAACAAUUAUUUCGAUGGUAACACCAACAUCUGUGGCCACAAUACUUGUAUUGACUGCGAGACACUGGGCAGCAAUGAUCAGAGAAAGAUGUUGCUGGACUAUAUAUAUGUGCGUGGUGAAGCUUUUCCCCGCGACGCCGAUCGAUAUGAGGCCAAGAUCGUUAUGAACAAGAAGUACAAUGCCUCUGAAGACUAUGAGGGUGUGCAUAUUUCUGAUCACUAUGGUGUUCAAGUCAUCAUGAAUCCUUGA